This is a messenger RNA of Lutra lutra (Eurasian river otter), 7542 nucleotides long. RefSeq names its product nucleoporin 214 (gene NUP214). Gene Ontology annotation, cellular component: nuclear pore. The record is from RefSeq and is a predicted model, not a curated record. The transcript has 36 exons. Bases 114 to 6380 code for a protein of 2088 amino acids. Gene Ontology annotation, biological process: protein import into nucleus; RNA export from nucleus. NCBI's taxonomy places the organism in Eukaryota, Metazoa, Chordata, Mammalia, Carnivora, Mustelidae. Gene Ontology annotation, molecular function: protein binding; structural constituent of nuclear pore.
GCGCGCCGCCCUCGGUGAGGAAAGGAAGUUGGCCUCAGAGCAGCCUGGGCCGUGUGGGCAAGGCCGCGCGCGGGCGGCGGCGGCGGCUGCUUCGACCAACUGAGGGUAACGCGAUGGGAGACGAGAUGGAUGCCAUGAUCCCCGAGCGGGAGAUGAAGGAUUUUCAGUUUAGAGCACUGAAGAAGGUGAGAAUCUUUGACUCGCCUGAGGAGUUGCCCAAGGAACGCUCGAGUCUGCUUGCCGUGUCCAACAAAUACGGCCUGGUCUUUGCUGGUGGAGCCAGUGGGUUGCAGAUUUUUCCUACGAAAAAUCUUCUGAUUCAAAAUAAACCUGGUGACGAUCCCAAUAAGAUAAUUGAUAAAGUUCAAAGCUUGCUGGUUCCUAUGAAAUUCCCGAUACACCACCUGGCCCUGAGCUGUGAUAACCUCACACUCUCCGUGUGCAUGAUGUCCAGUGAAUAUGGUUCCAUUAUCGCUUUUUUUGAUGUUCGCACAUUUUCAAAUGAGGCCAAACAGCAAAAACGCCCAUUUGCAUAUCACAAGCUUUUGAAAGAUGCAGGAGGCAUGGUGAUCGAUAUGAAGUGGAACCCUACUGUUCCCUCCAUGAUGGCAGUUUGUCUGGCCGAUGGCAGCAUUGCUGUCCUGCAAAUCACAGAAACAGUGAAAGUGUGUGCGACUCUCCCUUCCACAGUGGCAGUAACAUCUGUGUGCUGGAGCCCCAAAGGAAAGCAGCUGGCAGUGGGGAAGCAGAAUGGAACUGUGGUCCAGUACCUUCCCACUUUGCAGGAAAAAAAAGUCAUCCCUUGCCCACCGUUUUAUGAGUCAGAUCAUCCUGUCAGAGUUCUGGAUGUGUUGUGGAUUGGCACUUACGUCUUCACAAUCGUAUAUGCUGCUGCGGAUGGGACCUUGGAAACUUCUCCAGAUGUGGUGAUGGCUCUCCUCCCGAAAAAAGAAGAAAAGCACCCAGAGAUCUUUGUGAACUUCAUGGAGCCCUGCUAUGGCAGCUGCACGGAGCGGCAGCACCAUUACUACCUCAGCCACAUCGAAGAGUGGGAUUUAGUGCUGGCUGCAUCUGCGGCUUCAACAGAAGUCAGUAUCCUUGCUCGACAGGCAGAUCAGAUUAAUUGGGAAUCUUGGCUCCUGGAGGAUUCUAGUCGAGCUGAACUGCCUGUGACAGACAAGAGUGAUGACUCGCUGCCUGUGGGAGUUGCCAUCGACUAUACUAACCAAGUGGAAAUCACCAUCAAUGAUGAGAAGACUCUCCCACCGGCUCCAGUUCUUAUGUUACUUUCAACAGAUGGUGUGCUUUGUCCAUUUUAUAUGAUCAAUCAAAAUCCCGGGGUUCGGUCCCUCAUGAAGACGCCGGAAAGGCUCUCAUUAGAAGGAGAGCGACAACCCAAGUCAUCAGGGAGUACUCCCACUACCCCAACCUCGUCUCAAGCCCCACAGAAGCUCGACGCGCCAGCCCCUGCAGCCCCGGGUCCACCGGGUCCACCGGGUCCACCUUCGUCACUGUCUGCUCCCCCCUCCACCUUCUCUUUGCCUUCUGCUGUUGGAGCUCCUUCUGUGUUCUCCUUCGGCUCUUCAUCCUUGAAGUCAUCUGCUGCUGUCCCAGGGGAGCCCCCUCCAUAUUCCAGUGGCUCGGGCGCGUUCAUCUUCUCUUUCCCUCCUCCUUCUCAAGCCUCCCUAGCACCCACCCCUGGAGCCUCUCCCAUGACGCCAUCCGCAACCUCGUUCUCCUUUGGAUCCUUGGGUUUUAAGCCUACCCAGGAAAGCACGCCGAUGUCGAGUGCGUCUGUUCCAAACAUAGGACUGAAGACCGCCUUACCACCCUCAUCGGUCAAGGUCAACCUUAGUGAGAAGUUCACUGCCGUGGCUCCCUCCACUCCUGCCAUCAGCUCCCAGGGUGCGCCCGCGACACUGCCGUUCCCCUCUGCCUCCAAGCCGGCUGCUUCUGGACCCCUCAGCCACCCCACUCCGCUCUCAGCACCACCCAGCUCCAUGUCAAAGUCCUCAGUCUCUCCCUCGGCGUCAGCAGGGCGGUCUACUCAGGGCAGCCCAGGCCCUGUGCCCUCCAUAGUGCAAAAGUCACCCAGGAUAACCCCUCCGCUGGCCAAGUCAGGCUCUCCCCAGGCGAAAUCACUUCAGCCUCCCGUUGCAGAGAAGCAGGGACACCAGUGGAAAGAGUCAGAUCCCGUGAUGGCUGGAAUCGGGGAGGAGAUCGCGCACUUUCAGAAGGAGUUGGGAGAACUGAAAGCCCGGACUUCCAAAGCCUGUUUCCAAGUGGGUGCUUUGGAGGAGAUGAAGAUGCUGCGGACAGAGUCCGACGACCUGCACACCUUUCUCUUGGAGAUCAAGGAGACCACGGAGUCUCUCCAUGGAGACAUCAGUACCCUGAAAACAACUUUACUUGAGGGCUUUGCUGGUGUGGAAGAAGCCAGGGAACAAAACGAGAGGGAUUGCGACUCUGGGUAUCUGCACUUGCUCUAUAAGAGACCCCUGGACCCCAAGAGCGAAGCCCAGCUCCAGGAAAUUCGGCGCCUUCAUCAGUAUGUGAAAUUUGCUGUCCAGGAUGUGAACGAUGUGCUAGACUUGGAAUGGGAUCGGCAUCUGGAACAAAAGAAAAAACAAAAGCGCUUGCUUGUGCCAGAGCGAGAGACGCUGUUUAACACGCUAGCCAACAACCGGGAAAUCAUCAACCAGCAGAGGAAGAGGUUGAAUCACCUGGUGGACAGUCUCCAGCAGCUCCGUCUCUAUAACCAAACCUCCCAGUGGAGCCUGCCCUCGGAUGUCAGCUCCCAGAGCAGCACUCAAGGUUUUGACAGUGACCUUGAAAGUCUCCGUAAUGCUUUGUUGAAAACCACCAUAGAAUCUCACACCAAGCCCUUGUCCAGAGUGCCAGCUAAACUGUCCCCCGUGAAGCAAGCACAGCUAAGAAACUUUUUGGCCAAGAGGAAGACCCCUCCAGUGAGAUCCACUGCCCCAGCCAGCCUGUCCCGGUCAGCCUUCCUGUCUCAGAGAUACUACGAAGACUUGGACGAAGCCAGUUCCACAUCAUCUGUGUCCCAGUCGUUGGAGGGCGAGGACGUGCGGGUGUCCUGUAAGGACGAUGACACGGUGGCCCAGGUCCCACGGCACGCGCCUGUGGUGCGCACCCCUUCCAUCCAGCCCGGAGUCUUGCCGCAGGCAACGCCUUUUGCUAAAUCUCCCCUGAUUCAUGGUUCGCCUGGCGUGAUGGGAACGACCACGUCGACGUCUGCUAGCAAAAUUAUUCCUCAAGGAGCGGACAGCACAAUGCUUGCAACCAAAACUGUGAAGCAUGGCGCCCCUGGUCCUUCCCACAGCCUCUCGGCCCCCCAGGCGGCCGCUGCUGCAGCACUGAGACGUCAGAUGGCCAGCCAGACCCCAGCUGUAAGUACUUUGACUGAAUCAACUCUGAAGAAUGUCCCUCAAGUGGUAAAUGUGCAGGAACUGAAGACAAAUCCUACCGCCACCUCCGCAGCCAUGGGUUCUUCGGUGCCAUACUCUGCAGCCAAGACCUCUCACCCCACGAUGACCCCAGCGGCUGCUAACCAGGCUAAGCAGGGAUCUCUGAUAAAUUCCCUGAAGCCAUCAGCGACCAUACCAGUGUCUGGUCAGUUGUCAUCAGGUGAUAAAGCUUCAGGGCCAGGGGCAGCCAAGAUAGAAACAGCUGUGACUUCUCCCCCGCCUGCUGCUGGGCACCUCAGCAAGUCUUUCUCAUUUUCUCCAGCAGGGACUGGCUUUAAUUUUGGGAUAAUCACACCAACCCCGUCUUCUAACAUCACCACCACACAAGGGGCUACACCCCCAACUAAGGAGUCACACCAGCUCGACGCAUUCUCAUUUGGCGGGGGAGGCAAACCCUUUUACGAGCCCACUGCUGAAAGCUCGCCCCCGUCUGGGAUGACAGCGCCACCCAGCGCCGGAGCCUCUCCCGCUGAGCCUGCGCCUUCCAGCAACCGGCCAGCGGCCCCUUCUGGAGUUGCUCUUUCUGCUGCCUCUGGCAAGCUGGAAACUCCACCGUCCAAGUUGGGAGAGCUUCUGUUUCCAAGUUCUUUGGCUGGAGAGACCCUGGGAAGUUUCUCAGGACUGCGUGUUGGCCAAGCAGACGAUGCUACAAAGCCAGCCGCUAAGGCUCCGUCCACAAGCCUGACUAGCGCCCAGCCGACCACGACGUCAGCCGUCCCAUCGGGGUUUAGUUUUCCCGGCUCUCCCAUGUUAGGGAAGCACGCAGACCCCGCCGUGACCUCCCCUGUGACCGCUGCUGCAGGGGCGCCGGCGGCGGCCGGCACAAGCACGAGCGGUUCGUCGACUGGCAUCUUCAGCGGUCUGCCCCUCACCAGCACGGCGUCCCCCGUGGUGGGCGGCUUCAGCGGGAUGGCCCCAAGUGGCAGCAAGACCGGUUUGUCCUUUGGAAGCCAGCAGACCAGUAGUACAGUGCCCCCGUCCACCCCUCCAUCAGCGACAACUGCCACUCCCCUUCCCACCUCGUUCCCCACCUUGUCGUUUGGUAGCCUCCUGAGCCCAGUGUCCGCUCCCACCCUGCCCGUGUCCUCUGCGAAAAACACAGAGGAGGCCACGUCCUCGGCUUCACCCGAGAAUCCAGACAGCAGCGAGGCUGCAGCAUCCACAGCUUCGCUUCUCGGGCAGCACCCGUCAGCCCCCCUCCCCCCAGCUCCUAUACAGGCGUCCGACUCCGUUAAAAAAGAAGCUGCCCUUGUGCCCCCCGCGGUCAGCAGCCCUGGCCCUGCAGCGUCUGGUCCCAGUCUCGUGGCCCCCAGUGCAGAGGCCACCCCGGCAGCGUCUGUGGUCCCUGAUGUCAAGACGGAGCCGGCAUCUCCUACUCCCGUGCUCUCGGCACCCGGGCAGCCCGCUGUCACGGCCGCUGCGGCCCCAGGCACCGGCCCCGUGGCCAUUGAGACCCCGGUUCCCCCAACGACCUCCAGCUCUGUUGCCAGCGUUGCUUCGAGCCCAGCGACGGAGGCGGCAGCAUUUGGGACCGCCACUUCGGGCUCCUCUGUCUUCACUCAGCCGCCUGCUGCCAGCUCUAGCUCGGCUUUCAGCCAGCUCACCAGCAACACGGCCACUGCCCCUUCCGCCACCCCCGUGUUUGGGCAGGUGGCGGCCAGCACCACCCAGAGCCUGUUUGGGCAGCAGGCGGGCGGCGUGGCCAGCACGGCAACCGCCACACCGCCGGCCAGCAGCUCGGGCUUUGGCAGUCCUGCCUUCGGCAGCUCAGCCACUGGGGUCUUCGGACAGACGACGUUUGGGCAGGCCCCGGCCUUCGGGCAGUCAACGAGCAGCCCUUCGAGCAGCUUUUCCUUCAGUCAGCCUGGGUUCGGCUCCGCGCCUGCUUUCGGCCAGCCUGUGUCCUCCAGCCCGACGUCCGCCAGUGGGAGCGUCUUUGGUGCCUCCUCUGGCACCAGCAGCUCCAGCUCCUUCUCAUUCGGCCAGUCUUCUGCCAACACGGGGGGCGUGCUAUUCGGCCAGAGCAACCCUCCUGCGUUCGGGCAGAGUCCUGGCUUUGGGCAGGGAGGCUCUGUGUUUGGUGGCACCUCAGCCACCACCACAACGGCAUCAUCCUCUGGGUUUAGCUUUUGUCAAGCUUCAGGUUUUGGGUCUAGUAAUACCGGUUCUUUGUUUGGUCAAGCAGCCAGCACUGGUGGAACAGUAUUUGGCCAGCAGCCCUCUUCCAGCGGGAGCGUGUUUGGGUCUGGAAACACUGGAAGAGGGGGAGGUUUCUUCAGUGGCCUUGGAGGGAAACCCAGCCAGGAUGCAGCCAACAAAAACCCAUUCAGCUCGGCCAGCGGGGGCUUCGGAUCUGCAGCCACCCCAAAUACCUCUAAUCUAUUUGGAAACAGUGGGGCCAAGACGUUUGGUGGCUUUGCCGGCUCAUCGUUUGGAGAGCAGAAGCCUGCCGGCACUUUCAGCUCUGGAGGAGGAAGUGUGGCGUCCCAAGGCUUCGGGUUUUCCGCUCCAAAUAAAACAGGCGGCUUCGGUGCUGCUCCCGUGUUCGGCAGCCCUCCCACUUUUGGGGGAUCCCCUGGGUUCGGAGGGGCGCCGGCAUUCGGUUCAGCCCCAGCCUUCACAAGCCCUCUGGGCUCGACGGGAGGCAAAGUGUUCGGAGAGGGUACUGCGGCUGCCAGCGCGGGAGGAUUCGGGUUUGGGAGCAGCAGCAACACCACAUCCUUCGGCACCCUCGCAAGUCAGAACGCUCCGACUUUCGGAUCACUGUCCCAACAGACCUCUGGUUUCGGGGCCCAGAGCGGGGGAUUCUCUGGCUUUGGAUCGGGUGGAGCAGGAUUCAGCUUUGGAUCUUCUAAUUCGUCUGUCCAGGGCUUCGGAGGCUGGAGAAGCUGAGUGGGUGUCGGUGUUCCUUUCCGUUCCUGUGACCAGCUGCAUCCUCAGCCGCUCUCGCUGAGCCGCGCCGGAGCAGCCCUUGCCCGUGAACAUUCGCCCUGAAACAUACCCAGAAAGAAACAGCAGAAACCAAAACUCUAGUGACGCGUGAUCGCUUGUUUGUUUCCUUUCUAUUUCGUGUUGGUUGUCGUGCCCCCCAGCCCCGCGCCGUCCCCCACUAUUAAACUCUGGUCUGUUUCCGUGCUGAACGCAUGGGGCUUCUGUCAGGUCACUGCCUGGGAGAGAGGUUUCCUCGUGCCUGGGGCUCUGAGAAACCUUCCUGGCCUUCCGCCCGCAGGCGGUGUGCGUCUUCGAGGGUGGCACCAGAUGUCGGCCGCGUCGGGGACGGACGCACGGAGAGGGCGCGCCGGAGCUUCUCCCAAGACUUUUGAGGCCGUAACUUGGCGUCUCCUUUCCGUGUCCUUGCUGCUCUUGGCUCUCAGGACCCUCCAGGCCCCAGCCUGGGCGACUGAGUGGAGGCCCGAGAAGCCCCGCACGCGGGCAUCAGCUGCGUCUCAGAAGAGCUCGUGGCACCUAAAGGGAAGAUGCAGGGGGCCGUGAGGCGAGCUGGAAAAGAGCCCCGUGGGCGCCAGUGAUGGGGCCACCGCCCCCUGGAUGAGCCCUGUCAGCUCGUCUUCUCGGUCUGGCUCUGGGGGCCGCAUGUCCCGCAGCUGAUUUCUCCGACUCUAGAGAGGCGUGGUGCAGAAGCGCGCCCUUAUCUCCAGUGACCGUGACUGGUCACCAAGCCUGGCCCAUUGUCUGUUAACCGCAGGGCAGAUAACCCUGGGGUGGCCGGGAACUGAGGCGACAUCGCUGCGGCCGGCGCCACAGACGCCACAGCCCGUGCUCGCCAGCGUGGUGGGCGGAGCCCAUUUUCAGUCUGGUCCCCGGGGGGAGCGCGGGACCCUUCAGGUCUGGGCGUUUUCACUGCUUAGGCCUGUGGCGCCCUAAGCAGUUGUGACAAGCAAGGACAGCCUCUCGCCGCAGUCGGGCCGGGAUGCGGUGGUGCAUUUGGCUCAGGUCGUGGCAGGGGAGGGUCAGGAAGGGCUGUUCAGAGUUUUACAUAUUGGAAAGUUCUAUUUUAAAAUGCUUUAAUAAAAGUUUUCCACGUGAUUGAAUCUGU